This is a messenger RNA of Polistes dominula (European paper wasp), 8147 nucleotides long. RefSeq lists its product as uncharacterized. NCBI's taxonomy places the organism in Eukaryota, Metazoa, Arthropoda, Insecta, Hymenoptera, Vespidae. The record is from RefSeq and is a predicted model, not a curated record. Gene Ontology annotation, biological process: regulation of transcription by RNA polymerase II. Gene Ontology annotation, cellular component: nucleus.
AGCGUUAGCUCAGUAAGCGUCAAGCGCCCGAGCCGGUAUGAUACCAUGUGAAGUGUAGUGAAUGAGGAUACAUAUAUAUACACACACAUCACAUACACGAGUAUACACAACAUACAUACACAUUCACACAUACAAGACACAUCGUAGAAAAGGAUUUUCGUGGCUCGCGAAAGACCGGCGGCGCUAUCGACUACGUAGUUUUACCUAUACAGUUAAAUCGUGUCACAUUAACCAUUUAUAAAGAAGAAAAAGGAUAAAGAAAAAGUGAACAACGGACGACGAUUAAUCGGUCAAUGAAAAAGGAAAAAAGAAAAAAAGUGAGUGCAUCGGUGAGCUUCCCAAGCUUGAUAUUAUAAUAGUGUGCGUGAGGUGUAUUAUAUGCUCUGGCAAGAGCUUGCUGUCUUUCUCCAUCUUUUGAUAUUUCUCUUAAUAUCUUUCUUCGUGUAUAUAUGCGUCCCCCCCCCUGUAUCUUCUCUUCAUAGCUCCCGUUUCUUCUAUUCAUCUUUUUCUCUCUUUCUCUUUCUAUCUCUGUCUAUCUCUGUCUCUUAGUCGGUGUCGUUCGGGCCCACUCGUCUCGUUUCGGCUCGUCGAACGCUCGGCGACGAUGCAGCAGCAGGUUUCGUGUGUGUGUAACGCGUCGUGCCACGUCGUACGUGCGACCGAUUUUACGUGUGUUAGUGGUGCUGGUCGGCCAUGCCGCUUUUGCAAAGUACCGCGUGAAGUGUGAGUGCAUUAAAUAUUUUUUUUUUCAUUGUUAAUAGUUGUUAUUGUCGUCGUCGUCGUCUACAUCGUUACCGUUACAACUGCAACAUCGUCCUUCUGUUGCUGUUUUGUUAACUUCGCAUUUCCGUCCUUUUUUAUACACUACGCCAAGCAAAAUAAUCCGGAAUUUCUACGUUUUAUCUACUGGGAAAAAUAUCCUUCGAUGCUUUAACGUGUAUAUGUGUGGCUCCUGUACUUGUGUGUAGUUUCAUUAGUGCACCUAUCAUCUUCGAUUGGACUGUAAAUAUUAUUACUACAGGAGAAAAUCUAAAAGAAAUUUUGGAAUUUCGACGAUGACUAUUUGUCAUCCAACGCACUACGAAACUUAGUUUAACUUGGCAUGAAAGAAAGAUCGUAAAGACGUCGCGUGACCGGACUACAAAAAAAUGAAUCGGCUGUGAAUCCAGGAAGGAAGGAAGGAAGGAAGGAAGAAAGAAAGAAGUAAAGGCCGGAACCCCAAGAGAUCUUGGCGAGUUUCCCAGAGAUCUUUGGAGUCAACGGAUAACAUCGCAGAGAGUAGGAAUUCGAAAUAAGAUUGGUCGUGUUUGUGUCGGUGAUGUGUCGUGAUCGGUAGUGACCCUGUGUUCGUGGCCCCGAGGGGGCACAAUCUUCAGUGCUUUAUGUGUCGAUGGUGCAAAGGAGUCUAUUCGUUGGAUCUAAAAAGGUUUGGGAAUAUCCAGGAUAUAUGUAGUAUAUAAAUUCAAAUAAAUAUCAACGGAAUCACAAGAGGGAGAGUAAGAAGAGAAGGAGGUGCAUAAAAAAGGUGUUUUUGCGCGCGCGCGCGCGCAAUUUAAAAAGUAAAAAAAAAAGAAAAGAGUUGUUAAUGUGUAGAGAGAAGGGAGGAUAUAGAAAGUAAAAAAAAAAAAGUAAAUAAAGAGAGUAAGAGAGAAGUGCGCGCGCGGGUUUUUUAUUUGGAUAUCGAGAACACCAAAAGGAGUAGCCGCGGGGUAAGUGAUGUGUUCGAUGGACGAGGCGCGUCUCGCGGGCGGUGGUCGGGGUAAAAAGAACGCGUGUCGCUCGCGCUGCCAUUAUUCGGGAUCCGUGAGAAAAGGUGGGCAGUCGGUGAUCAGGCUGGCGGGUGCCGGGGAAACGUUUCCAAGGGCAUGGCGACCACGCCACUAGGCGGUCGCCUCCCUAACAUUAACCGCAAAGGACCAUCCCCGUGUAUCGGUGGUGGUGGUGCUAUUAGUAACGGCAAUAUCGUCAACAACAACAACAACAACAGCACCAACCACGGCGACAACGGUGGCAACAUAAACGGCAGUCUUAGCAGCAGCAGCAGCAGCAGUAGCAGUGGCAGCAACAGCGGUGGUAGUAGUAGUAGUAGUAGUAGCGGUGGCGGCAACAACAACAACAACAACAACAUCAACAAUAACAAUAACGUCGUCAUAGGAAGUAAUAACGGUGGUAGUCAGAAAAGGCAAGAUCGUAACACAGUUGGGAGGGAUCAUCAUCGGCAUCACCACCAUCAUCAUCAUCAUCAUCACCAUCAUCAUCAUCAUCAUCAUCAAGGUCGAGACAAGUCAGGAGCUGCAGUAGCAGCUGCAUCCUCUAUCUCCUCUAUCUCUUCUUUAUCCGGUUCAUCCUCCUCUUUGUCCUCCUCCUCGUCUUCUUCUAUCUGCUCAUCUUCCAUCUCCGCUUCCUCUCCCCAAUCCUCGUUGUCAUCGUCGUCUAGCAGUGGUGGUGCGUGCCAGCAGCGCGAAGCUAAAACAAGCACGGUGGCUGCUAACGCCGGUGAACUGGAUUCGGCCGCGACUAAUGCGACCAACAACUUUGAAUACGACGACAACGAAUGGGACAUUGGCAUAGGAGAUCUUAUAAUCGAUCUUGAUGCGGACAUUGAGAAGACGAGGGACGAGAAACUGAGCUCCUCGGCGGGGACAGGCAUGGCUUCUACGCCUGCCUCGGCAGCAUCGGCAACAAAUAAUCCGAAUCAUCAUCAUCUUCAAAACUCAGCGUCAGCUUUGAACUCGUCUAACUCGUCCAGCUCUGUAUCCGGGUCUGUCGUAUCGUCCAGCGUUGUAGUAUCGAACGCGGUUAAUCAAUCUUCUUCGUUAUCGUCCAAUUCGAAUUCGUCUAACUCGUCUAGCGUGUCAUCGUCCUCGUCGACCUCCUCAGGCUCGUCCUCGUCAUCGUCGUCGUCGUCGUCCUCCUCCUCCUCUUCGAACUCUUCCUCAUCUGGUGGUGCCGGUGGUGGUUGCGUCGUCGUCGUCGGUAAUUCGGGAAACGGCCGAGCCCAAAGCCCCUGUAGCUUAGUAGUAGGCACAGGUGGCAACGGACCUACGGCGAACGGACCGAUUGUCAUCGGCGGUAACAACGGUACUACUAAUAACAAUCAGACGAGCAACGGUUCAACAUCUUCGCAGGUGCAGCAGCAGCUAGUUACGGGAGGAAAGCAAGGCUCCGCCGCGACUGUAGUGGGCGCGGUAAACGCCGUGUUACACGGUAGCGCCGGCGGAAAUCCCGGCAAGAUGGCCGUUGAACAUUCGGCGACCGUCGACAAGGGCCUCAAAAUGAAGAUCAAGCGUACCAAGCCCGGCACGAAGAGCAGCGAGGCCAAACACGAGAUCGUCAAAUCGAACGAGAUCAACGGGACCGCCUCUUCACAGGAUAGCAGCAGCAGUAGCAGCAACAACAACAACGGAUCCUCCCAAACGUCGAGUUCUUCUUCGGGGUCCUCGGCGGCAACGGGGGGUGCUGGUGGUUCAUCUGGUUCAUCCUCGGUUUCGGUCGGACAAAACUCUCAAAAUUCGGAGUGCGGAAGCGGUGGUGCGGGUGGUGGUAGUGCUGGUGGUGGUGGUGGUGGUGGUGCCGGUGGUGGAAGUGGUGCUGGUAGUGGUGGUAGUGGUGCUGGUAGUGGUGCCGGUGGUGCCGGGAGCGCUGGCGGCGCCGGCGGUGGUAGCAAUACCACGGCCGGCGGGCAAACAGGUGCUACCGGACAAUCGUCUUCCUCGAACAAAUCUAAACCAAGCCACUCGCCGGGUUCGGCGACCGGCACGGGUAACGCGCAAUCCUCGACGGCGGGUUCUAAGCGCGGAUCGAGUGGACAUCGUCGUGAGAAAGCUCGCGAGAAGCACGACAAACAACAACCUCAGAACAAUCAUACCCCGCAACAAUCGAAACCAGAGAUGAACGGAACGGCCAGCAGACCGCCAGCACCUCAGAGUCAAAACUCGGCGGGACAAGCAACCCAAUCACAAGGACCUACGCCGGCUGCAACGGCGCCCCAACAGACUCAGGGACCACCACCUAGCUCGAGAACGGGAUUUUCCGUUUCUCCACCGGCGACUAGCGCCGCGGCGCCCUGUCCUCCCCCGAGUCCGGCCAGUGCCACCGCAGCGGGGGCCCCGGCUAAGCCGGAACAAACUAAGGUGGCCUCCGUUCCGGGACCACCCCUUACCACACCGGCCGAGGAGGCCAUCGACACCGCUGCUAGUCCGCCUCCGGCCAAAAAGAUGAAGACCUCCAAUUCCGAACCAAAGGACAUGUCCGACGUUUGUGUUGGGACCAGCGUGGGGACCAUUACCGAGCCCGAAUGUUUGGGACCCUGUGAGCCUGGCACAUCAGUCACGCUCGAGGGUAUCGUUUGGCAUGAGACCGAAGGAGGUGUAUUGGUCGUGAACGUAACGUGGCGGGGUAAAACAUACGUUGGUACUUUGUUGGAUUGCACGCGACAUGAUUGGGCACCUCCAAGGUUUUGCGAUUCACCGACCAGCGAUUUGGAUGCACGUACACCAAAAGGUCGUGGAAAGCGUGGCCGAGCAGCAGCUAAUUCUACACCAGGGAAUGAUCUGAGUAAUUUUACCGAGACAAGAAGCUCAGUACAUAGCAAGUUACGAAAUGGCGGCGCGAAAGGUAGAAGAGGUGCACAAGGUUCACCAGCGGCGAGUCCAAGUCCAGCUGCCUUUGUGCCACCGAGAUCGGAUCCGGCUACGAAGAGAAAGUCUCGCGGUCCGGAGGAAGAAGAGAAAAACAAAAGACGGGCACCACCUCCUACGCCUCCGAGUGGUUCACCUCCGGCUAGUCCGGUUCUUUUGGAGUGUCCCGAACCGAAUUGUAGUAAAAAGUACAAACACAUAAAUGGACUGAAAUAUCAUCAGAGUCACGCGCACGGUUCCGCGGACGACGAUGAUACGAAAGAGGGAAUCACCAGCAUGUCCGAAAACGACGAGAGCAACAUUGAAGCUCCUAGUCCAGCGACGCCGGUAAAAUCUCCAGCAGACAAGCCAGAAGGAACCCCUGUCAGAGCGGCGAGUCCACCGGCAACGAGUUUACCACCGGAGACCCCGCCGCCACCACCUCGAGUACCUUCGCCUGGCAUAGAGACACCUAUGCCAGUUUUAACUUCUGACAAGGCUAUCGUCAAACCUGGUGUUUUAAGGUUCGGCCAAGACGAUUUACCUGCUCCCACGUCCGCUGUACCACCUUCCUCGCGACAACAAAGUAUUCAACAACAGCAGCAACAACAACAGCAACAGCAGCAACAACAACAACAACAACAACAACAACAACAGCAGCAGCAACAGCAGCAGCAGCAACAGCAACAGCAGCAACAACAGCAACAACAACAGCAACAACAGCAGCAGAGUCAAACGUCGUUAACGUCGACGAAUCCUCCUGAAAGUCCGAGCCCUCAUCCAAGUCAAUCUCCCAGGCCUGUGCCUUCGCCACAUCCCAGUACAAACAUACCACAACCACUCAAUAUACCUCAACCUCCUCAACCAUCUCAAGUUCAACAACAUCAGCAACAAAAUCCAUUACUGCAACAAGCCCAACAAUCACUACAAACCGUGCCACCGCCUCAAAUGCAACCAAGUCAACAGCAACAGCAACAACAAUUACAAUCAUCUAUGCAACAACAAUUGCCGCCGGCGCAUCAGUUACAACCCGUGCAGCAUCCCUUAUCCACGCAGUUGGGACAACCAGCGCAAGCGCACAUCAUUCAACAGUCUAAUUUACAGCAACAACAACAAAGUUUGCAAAGUAUGGCGAGUCAGCACCCAGGUCUGCAAGGUCUUGCUGGACAAGUAUCGCAACAAGCAAGUUUACAAAGUGGACCACCUCCGACUGGACAUCCUGGACAAGGUGUACAAUCUCAUAUGCAACAGUAUCCAAGCGUUGCAUUGCACACGAAGAUGCCACAAUUCAAAGUAAAGCCUACGGCGGCACUGAUGCCAGAGCAAGAUAAGAGUAAGGAUCCACGAACGUCGAAACCACAAGGCUACAAAAAGAAAUCAAAGAAAUCACCCGGUGGUAGUCCACAUCCUUCGCCUUUGGAAGCGCCGAUAGUGGAUUCCGCGAGGGAAGACGUUCAAAGUCCGGCCUAUUCGGACAUAUCGGACGACGCGGCGCCUGUUCUCGAGGCAGAACCUGCUGACAAGUCGAAACAGACUCAAGAAAAGGACAACAAGGCUAGUGCGCCGACGCAUCUACCUGCUCACUUUGGAAUUUAUCCGUAUUACGGUCAACCUCCUUACUUGGUGCCCAGCGUUCAGGAUAGCAAAUCGGUCGACCAGAAACCGAGCGAUCUCACGCCAAAACAGGAAAUGAAACCUUUGAACAUACCGCAAAUGCCAUCAAUGGCGAGUUUGCAAAGCGUCGUCUCGGAGAAGGAAAAGAAGGAACUGAGUCAGCCUUUGCCUCAACCUCAACAGCAGCCGCACUAUUACGGUGGUUACGGUGGAUACAUGCCUCCUGGCUAUCCGUACCAGCCACCGCAAGCGAUUUCGCAGCAACAACAACAACAGCAACAACAACAGCAACAACAGCAAAAUCAACAAGUGCAGGAACAAGAGGCGCACGAGCAAAAAGUCAAAAUGAAACAAGAACCGCAAUCGCAACAAUUGAGCUUAAAAGACAAGCAACACGAAAAUCAUCAAAUACUAAAAGAAAGUAUCGAGAUGAAGAGUCAAAUGAGUCCUUAUCACGUGUACCAUAGCUCGCAAAGUCAAAGAGCGGCACCUCCUCCACCACCUCCUGGUCCUGUGCAAGACGACAGAAGGUAUUACCUGUAUCCUGGAGAACAGAGACGAAAAGAAGAAUCGAGCAAACAAAGUCAACAGACGAAAGCUCCACCGCCGAGUCCAAAGCAUCAACCGAAGCAAGAGAAACCGCAAGAUUUGGGCAAGAGCGACGAUUCUAAGAACAAACAAGAGGGCGUGAAGCCUACCAUGGAGACUCAGGGACCACCGCCACCGCCCACGUCGCAAUACGCAUACAUACAUCCGGGAUACAUGCCACCGCAACAUUACAGUGCAUUACCUUUUGACCCUGGUCAUCCAGUUUACAGAGGUCUAAGUCCUAUGUUAGUGCCUGGGCCAUACUCGAGUAAUCCUUACCUACAUCAGUUACCACCUAGAUAUCACGCAACGGCGGAGGAUCUCAGUCGUCAACCGGCUGGCAAAGCCCUCGAUAUAAUGGGGCACCACGCAAGUCAGUAUUAUGCGGCACACAAGAUCCACGAACUUCAGGAACGUGCCCUAAAAUCGCCAACGCCUAAAACGUCCGCGGCAUCGGCCAGUCCGUCCUCGGCCGGACCAACGCCUGCCAGACCGCCUAGCGGACCACCAACUUCUGUAGCGGGCCCAGGUCCACCUCAGGGUCAGGGUCAACAGCCUGGCAAACAACAAGGUCAACCUGGGGGUCAACAACAACAAUCUGGGCCGGUYGAUACCGGUAGUGGGAAUCUUGGAAAGGACAGCAGAUCGCCGCCACCUCAGAGACAUGUACACACGCACCAUCACACCCAUGUGGGAUUAGGCUACCCCCUGUUAACGGGACAGUACCCCGCUCCUUACGGAGCGGCAGUACUAGCGAGUCAGCAGGCCGCCGCGGUAGCUGCCUCGGUGAUCUCGCCAUUUCCGCCCAAGUGACCCGCGGCCCCCGGUCCCGUACUACCCGGAACCGCCGGAACCAGCUCCGCACAAACUCACCACGCCUCGCAUCCGGCUUCGAACGGUGCUGUCGCGGGCAGACAACCCUAAGCAGGAAUCCUCUUCUUCUUCUAAGGAAUACUCUCUGGAGGAUCGCCUUAUCCAUUUUCUUUCAAGUUCAUUUACUUGCUCGCCAUCUUACUCUCUUUCUCUUUCUCUUUCUCUUUCUCUUAUCUCAAUCUCAAUCUUUCUCUCUUUCUCUCUCUCUCUCUCUCUCUCUGUUUCUGUUCUAUCUCUGUCUCAUACCUUGGACGAGCCGUAAAGAGGCUGUUGGUACUUAAAUCACGAAGAGAGCCCUGGACAAGCACUUCAGCUACCUUCGAAGAGAUCCUCAUUGAGAGAGCAUCGUCGUCAAAGUCCGACUGAAAAGUAAUAGUUAAAUCUUGCCGAGAAAAAUCAUUUCUUUCGUCGAACUAUUCUUAUCACAAAGUAUCGUAAACGAGAUUGAAGAAA